UAUUCCCCGAGAAAGAGCAGAGAGAGGAGAAAGAAACGAUGGCGGAGAGGAGGCGAGUGCUGGUGGUCGGUGGCACCGGCUACUUGGGCCAGCACCUCCUCCAAGGUCUUGCCGGAGCCCUUCUCUACGACUUAGCCUUCACCCAUAAUCGCCCCAUCCCUCCCCCCGAUCUCGUGGCCGCCGUCUCCCCGGUGAUCCCCUUCCGCGUCGACCUGCGAACCGGAGACGGAUUCGACGCUAUUUCUUCCUCAUUUGGACAGCCAGAUGUGGUUGUUAACUGUGCUGCGCUCUCUGUUCCUCGUGCUUGUGAAAUGGAUCCUGCAGCUGCUGUGUCCAUAAACGUGCCAUCUUCUCUUGUAAAUUGGCUAUCAAGCUUCAACAAUAGCAAUUCUCUUCUAGUUCAUCUGUCAACUGAUCAAGUAUAUGAAGGGGUAAAAUCAUUUUACAAAGAAGAGGAUGAAGCUGUACCUGUAAAUAUGUAUGGAAAAACAAAACUAGCUGCAGAGCAGCAUAUCAUUGCUCAGUGCUCAAAUUAUGCCAUCUUGAGAAGCAGCAUAAUAUAUGGGCCACAGACAAUUUCACCGGUUGAAAAGUCACUUCCAAUCCAGUGGAUUGACAGUGUUCUUAAUAAACAAGGUCAUGAGGUUGAAUUUUUUCAUGACGAGUUCCGUUGCCCUGUGUAUGUAAAGGAUAUGGUGGAUGUCAUAAUGGCUGCAACUAAAAAGUGGAUAUCAGGUUGCCUGUUCCUUCAUCUUGCUAUUUGCCAUCUGUACUUGCGUCUCAUUUCAGACGGCAAGCAAAUGCAAUUGCUGCUGAACGUGGGUGGAGCAAAUAGGGUGUCAAGGUUGCAAAUGGCCGAGUCAGUUGCACGAAUCAAAGGAUACAACCCCUCUUUGAUCAAGCCAGUAUCUGCAUCAUCUGUUGACCGCGGUGUUAGAUCCCCUUCAGACAUUUCCAUGGACAUCAGCAGGUUGAUUCAAGUGCUUGGUGUUAGUCCAUGCCUCUUCGAAGAUGGAGUCAGAUCUACACUUGAAGCCGAUAAUGCAUAGUUGUCGAUACUCAAAAGGAGAUAGGAUGACUGGCAAUUGGACCAACUGCAUUGAGAUGCUUUUGCACCGGCUCACCUUGCCUCACUUGGCACCCCUACCGAAUGGGUAUAAAAUAUUUUACCUCAUUUUCUCCAGGAUCCAUGUUCAGUUUCGAUACAGUUCUAUUGAAUUUGUUUGAGGUGAAGUUGCAAUGAUAAUUCUUAUCAUUGUUCAUCAUGGGGGAAGUGUUGAAAAAUAUAUGCAUUCCGUGAACUAAAAUUACAGUGUAAAUCUAUACAUUUGAAUGCAAAUAAACUUCCGAUAUAGGCACAACUUUAAAUCAUAAAAUCACUAAAGCUAGAAAUAGAGUAGGGUUAUUUAAAAUUAAUAAGAGAAUGCAAUAUUUCCUAUAAAUAGUGUGAGAUAUAGAAACAUUGAUUCUGAAACAACUUUGUUCUAUUCUCAAUAUGAUUUCAAGUGCCUCCACAGGUAUGGUGUAGUGGUAAAGUAUCCAAGGGAACAAAUAAGAGUAUCAAAGUUCAAAUGAAUAUUCUAGAAAUCAAAUUUAUCUGUUAGGCGAACUAGGGGGAAUGUUUUUUAUCUUCAAAAUUAGUAGACAAAAUCUGAAUAGCAUGUCCUUUUUGUGUUGAUACUCAAGAUUAGUCGGACGAAGUCCAAUCUAUAAGAUGAUUUACAAAAGAGCUCUCACAAUAUGACAUUUGCAAAAGUGUAAAAUAUCCCACUACCACAUUUAAGAAAGUUGGAUAAAUCAAAUAGUUUUAACAAGUACAAUAUGCCUUUGUAGACACUUCUAAUGUAACAUAUCAAACUUUUUUAUGCCUACAAAAAAGUAUAUUUUGAUUU
Messenger RNA from Zingiber officinale, 1892 nucleotides. RefSeq names its product methionine adenosyltransferase 2 subunit beta-like. The record is from RefSeq and is a predicted model, not a curated record. NCBI's taxonomy places the organism in Eukaryota, Viridiplantae, Streptophyta, Magnoliopsida, Zingiberales, Zingiberaceae. The transcript is spliced from 6 exons. Bases 39 to 1049 code for a protein of 336 amino acids.